Mizuhopecten yessoensis (Yesso scallop) is the source of this 2458-nucleotide messenger RNA. Its product is annotated as protein phosphatase 1L-like. The record is from RefSeq and is a predicted model, not a curated record. Gene Ontology annotation, biological process: protein dephosphorylation. Gene Ontology annotation, molecular function: cation binding; protein serine/threonine phosphatase activity. The transcript has 5 exons. Lineage: Eukaryota; Metazoa; Mollusca; Bivalvia; Pectinida; Pectinidae. Bases 119 to 1171 code for a protein of 350 amino acids.
CCCCUCAGUCAACAUGGGUCCUGUGUCGUGUACUUCCUGUUAGUUGUCAACCCUGUUUACCCCUAUUCCAAGCGGCUAAGCCUCAUUUCCUCUUUGUGUGUCUUCCCAUUAUGGCAACAUGACAGUGAUAGCAGCAUGCAGCCGCUUCCUGCGCCGGUACUUGUUCUGCCAGGAAGCGUUGAUAUUCUUUGUUUUAUUUGUGAUCGUCUACAAUUCUUUGUUCCACGUCAAGCCAAUAUGGCGAUACUUUCAAAGAGCAAAACUGAAAAUGCAACUUCGAUGGAACGGACCGAACAACACAUACGAUGAGAUUCCAGCUAACCUUAGUUUUCCUGAAACGACAGAGAAGAAGGCUUCGUGGGAGCUGAAGAAACCAAAUGCUGCUGUGUAUGCCAUCCAGGGUCGACGCCCACACAUGGAAGACAGGUUCAACAUUGUCAGUCGUCUAGAGCACACAGGCACAUCCAUCUAUGGUGUGUUUGAUGGACAUGGAGGGGAUUUUGCGGCUGACUUUGCAGAGAAGACCUUAUUUAAAAGUAUCAUGAUCCGGCUGCUGAAGGCUUCCCUUGAAGAGCAGACAGAGAAUUUAACAUCGAUGCUCACACAGGAGAUGCUAAACGUUGACUACCAGCUUUUGAAUAUUGCCCGUUCAAACAUGGAUAUCUCAGGUUCUACAGCGUUGGUAGCCCUCGUCAAGGACGGUAAACUGACUGUGGCGAACAUAGGGGAUUCCCGCGGUGUUCUGUGUGACAAAGAUGGCAGGAGCAUCCCCCUGUCCUACGACCAUAAACCUCACUCGGUAAAGGAGAAGAAGAGGAUAAAGGAGGCGGGAGGUUUUGUGAGUUUUAACGGUGUAUGGAGAUUGGCCGGUGUCUUGGCUACAUCCCGGGCACUUGGAGACUACCCUCUCAAAGACAAGAACAUUCUCAUUGCCGAGCCAGACAUCCUAAGCUUUGAUUGCAGGGAAAUACAACCCCAGUUUAUCAUCCUAGCAACAGAUGGCUUGUGGGAUGUGUUUGGUAACCAGGAAGCGGUGGAUUACAUCAAAGAGAGGCUACAUGAACCUCACUUUGGUGCUAAAAGUUUAGUGCUACAAGCCUACUAUCGUGGGUCACUAGACAAUAUAUCUGUGAUGGUUGUUAAGUUUGGAACAAACUCAGAUUUGUUAUGAUAAUAGUAGUCCAAAAUAUAUAUAUAUAUAUAUAAAAAACAAGAAAAAAAUCAUGAUUUCAAGUAUAUGUUCAAGCAAGGGAUCCCGGAGAUCAUGAUCUGAUUUGUCAAAUUGAACUAUGUACAAUGUUUGAUUUUGAAAAGUUCAGAAUCAAAUUUUGUUCCAAAGAGUGCUGAGAUAUAAUACUUUAAGGCAAGAUAAGAUAGGUGUAUAUGCAAAAUGUAAUUUUUGAUAGGAAGAGGAUAAAUUAAAAUGAUUGUCCAUCUAUCAGUGUUUUACAAGUUUAAUUCAAAUAAACUCUUCACUUCAUAGUAGCUGACAAUAUAGCAUCAGGGAACUGUGAUCUGAUGGCCUUUGAUUCAGCGUAACCGGAAGGUAUACCGGUACUUCAUCAUAUUUGUGUGGCUAUUUAUUUUUUGCAACCAACCAAAACAGACAUUUUAUAUAGCAAGUUCUACAAUGUUAUUGGUGUUUUUUUCUGUUAAAACUUGUUGAGCAAUAUUUGAUUUGUGUGUUUUGUGAGCAUGUUGCCAGUUUGUGGAAAUUAUUCUGAACUUUCCUACCAAAAUUAUGUACCAGUGAUAUCAAGAUUUUUUCCUGGGCACAAACAAUGGUGAUUGAAUGGUUGAGUGAUUUCUAAAACAAAGUUCAUUUUUUGUAAGUGCUGAUUUGAUGUGGAAUUAGGUAACUAGAACAUUCACUAUAGAACAGACCUUUGUUGACAUCGUGGAUUGAUUUUUUUGCCACAAAUAUUGUUUAUGCUUGUUAAUGAUAUUUUACUUAUUUAUGUGUAUUAAACAAAUGUCUGCCACUUUGUGAGCAUUUCAUACAACAACUGUAACACAACUUCACAUUGACUACAGGCAAUUUUUUAUUAUUCAUAUUUGUUGACCGUCUUGAAUAUUAAACAGAAGUUGAUUGUUAAAAUCUGUUUAGCGCUAAAAGUUACAUCUUAACGAGUUAAUGAAGACCUAAUGAUGUUGUCUGGUGUCAGCUAUGCUUGUCAUGAUCUUUGAAGGAUGAUGUCAGUUCCUGUAUUUACAACAAUUCAUUCAGUGCUAUGUAUAAAACUGACUAGAUAAUCUUAAUCUGAACACUUGAUAUAUCAAAUAAACUACAUAUAUUUUUUUACAGUCUAAUUGGUACUUAUUUCAGUGGGGGUCAGACUUUUCUUGAUUUUGUCCAUAUACAUGUAUUAUAUUUGAACCAAAACACUCACUUUUAGUACAUGAACUUUAUAAAAAGCAAAAAAAAGUAAAUUCAUUACUCCCCCCCCCCCCCCCCCCC